AUGCGCAAGGAGAUCGAGAAGGAGUACGGCGAUGUCGACGUGGACGGUGAGACCGGCCCAACCGCCACCAACGAGUACAACCUCGCAACCCAACAUGACCAGCUCGAGCGCGGUCUCAAGAGCCGCCACAUCCAGUUCCUUGCUCUUGGUGGCGCCAUUGGAACAGGUCUCUUCGUUGGUUCCGGCAGCAUCCUCUCUGCUAGUGGCCCUGCACCCCUUUUCAUGGGCUAUUGCUCCAUGAUGAUCCUCGUCUGGUGCAUUAUGAACGUUCUCGCCGAAAUGGUUACCUAUCUGCCGAUGCGUGGUAUUACCGUCCCCUACUUUGUAACUCGAUUCGUGGACCCUAGCUUGGGUUUCGCCGCUGGUUGGAACUAUUGGUACGCCUACUCCAUGCUGGUUGGAGCUGAAGCUGUAGCGGCUGGCAUUAUCAUCGAUUACUGGAGCCCUCCCGUCAACAUGGCUCUGUGGAUCGCCAUUGUCCUCGUCGUCAUGCUCCUCCUCAACAUCAUCGCUGUUAGCUUCUUCGGUGAGGCUGAGUUCUGGUUUGCCAGUAUUAAGCUCAUUCUUAUCAUGGGACUCAUCAUUCUUGGCUGGGUCAUUUUCUUUGGCGGCGGCCCAAACCAGACUGAGGUCCGCGGAUUCUACUAUUACAAGACCCCGGGUGCUUUUGUCGAAUAUAAUACCCCGGGCCACGCUGGAAAGUUCCUCGCUUAUUGGCACGCCUUCGCCAGUUGCGGAUUCGCCUUCAUUACUUCUCCUGAACUCAUUGCUAUCGCUGCUGGUGAGACCGUCGCUCCCCGUCGCAACAUUCCCAAAGCAGCCCGUCGGUUCAUUUGGCGUCUUGCCAUCUUCUAUGGUGUUUCAUCACUCCUUAUUGGUAUCCUGGUGCCUUACAAUGAGAAGGCUCUUGGCACAGCUGGUAAUGCUAGUGCAUCCCCUUGGGUGAUUGGCAUCCAGAAUGCCGGUAUACCUGUUCUGAACCAUAUCAUCAAUGCUUGCAUUCUCACCUCCGCUUGGUCCGCCGGUAACUCCUUUUUGUACUCUGGCAGCCGUAUCCUAUAUUCUCUCUCCCUCAGUGGCCAAGCACCUAAGAUUUUCAGCCGCACCAACGCCAAGGGUGUCCCUUGGCUUGCCGUCCUUGCAACCUGGACAAUCGGCUUGCUUGCCUUCCUCAAUGUCUCCCCAGAUGGUGCCAAGGUCUUCAACUGGUUCAUGAACAUCUCCACGAUUUCUGGAUACAUCGCUUGGAUCGUGGUCCUUAUCACCUAUAUCCGAUUCCGAAAGGCCAUGGAACUCAACAACCUUCUCAGCAGCCUCCCCUACAAGACCCGGUUCCAACCAUACUUCACCUACUUUACACUUUUCGUGAUCAGCCUUCUCACGCUUACCAACGGUUUCCAAAUCUUCAUUCCCAAGAACUGGAAUGUCCAAGACUUCUUGGCUGCGUACAUCACCAUCCCUAUCUUCCUUGUCUUCUACCUGGGCCAUAAGAUUUGGUUCCGAACUCCAUUCUACAUUCCCAUUGACCAGAUUGAUGUUACUACCGGAAAGAAGGAGAUGGAUGAGCUGGAAGCUAGAGACGUCCCUCCCGUACCAAGGAACCUUCUUGAGAAGAUCUGGUUUUGGGUUGCUUAG
Clonostachys rhizophaga is the source of this 1635-nucleotide messenger RNA. The record is from the annotation of a GenBank genome assembly. NCBI's taxonomy places the organism in Eukaryota, Fungi, Ascomycota, Sordariomycetes, Hypocreales, Bionectriaceae.